UGUGUUUUGUGUGUGUGGUGGUGUGGCUGCCCAAUGCAACGUCCAGGGACCACCGACCGUCUCAGACACGCAAACAAGAAACUGUUGAUCUGUUUUUUUUUUUCGGGCCUUUUUGCCGAGUUGCAUGCCGAGUUGGGAUUUGCAGCUUUUCCGCCAGGAACCAACGCCCUGGACCUGGGCGAUGAGGUGACAACUGAUUGUCCAUUCCUGUCGAUGGGUUGGUUUGUGUUGGUACAACAUGCCACGCAAGCGAAUUGCUAUGAUCAUCACGUUGCUGUGAAAACUUUUUUUUUCUCUCUCUGCAGGUCACGUCCCUAAAUUGCGGCUGCCUGCGAGUUCAGUUGCGGCUAUUAUGCAAUUUGACAUUGCGGCACUGAUCUAGCUAGUGUGUAGAUACUGU
Messenger RNA from Neurospora hispaniola, 400 nucleotides. RefSeq lists its product as uncharacterized. The transcript has a single exon. Lineage: Eukaryota; Fungi; Ascomycota; Sordariomycetes; Sordariales; Sordariaceae. The record is from RefSeq and is a predicted model, not a curated record. Bases 34 to 318 code for a protein of 94 amino acids.